AUUAUACAACCAAAAGAAGAGGGGAGUUGGCCAUUUUGCUGUGCGGAUAGGUCAGAUUCGUACGUAGUCGAUCUCCUCUCUUCCUCCUCCUAUACAUAAUCAGCAGCAACCAAACCAAACCAAACCAGGACGCAAAAUAAACCAAGAGUACAUAGAAGAGGUCGGAGAUUGAGGGCCGAAUUAAAGAAACAGUACUUCUUCUUCUUCUUCUCCUUCAAGUCGAGUCAAGAUAUUCAUAAUUCGAAGCUAGCGUCAGAUGGUGGGUGAUAUAGGGUUUUCUUCUAUAUAACAACAGAGCAGAGAAGAGAAGAGAAGAAUUGGAAAUCAUGUGAAGGGAGGGGAGGGAAGGAAAGGAAAGGGAAUUAGAUUGGCAGAAAAAUGGGGCGAGGGAAAGUGGUGCUGAAGAGGAUAGAGAACAAGGUGAACCGGCAGGUGACUUUCUCGAAGCGGAGGAAUGGGUUGCUGAAGAAGGCCACCGAGCUCUCUGUUCUGUGCGACGCCGAGGUCGCUCUCAUCCUCUUCUCCAGCCGCGGCAAGCUCUCUGAGUUCGGCAGCUCUGGAGUCAAAAAAACCCUUCUGCGAUACAGGCAAUGCAACUACAUCAACAACAGCUCGCAAGGCGGGAACCCUUCUGCUCAUGCCGGAACACCAUUUCAGAACUUAUGCGUGGAGGUUGCCAAAUUGGACGAGAAAUGUGAAGCACUGCAACGUUCUCAUAGGCAUUUCCAAGGGGAGGAUAUUAAAACCCUGAGCGCGAAAGAGUUGCUCAAGAUCGAGAGGAAGCUGGACAGGGCUCUCUCCCGAGCUAGGCAAAAGAAGACACAAGUGCUUUUGCAAAAGCUGGAAGAACUGCGGAAAAUGGAGCAUGAUCUUGGUGAAGAGAAUAAACAGCUGCAGAUUGAGAUAAAGGAAAGGAAAUCCCAUCAAGUUGUUGAUGAAGGUGAUCAUCAUCAUGGAGCAGUUGUUGGGCCUACCAGCAGGAAGAUUAAGAUGGCCAAAGACAAGCACAAAAUGGUACAACCAGCAACAGCAGCAUAUGCAGCAGCUCCCACCAGGUUUCAGCUGGCUCCGGUUGCUCCUGAUGAUAACGAAGCUGCUGGUGGUGGAUGCAACCAUAGGACCAUGCUUGGCGUCUUCAAUAUGAUGGAUGUAUAGUUAAUUAGUAGUAAGCCGAGCAUGGCAUAUAUGCUGCUAGGCUGGCCCUGUUAAAUCAUCUGUUAAACCUAUGGGAACUAAAAUUGAAUAAUUCAGGUUCCCCAGUAGUGUUCAUGAUUUGAAAACCAAUAAUAAGCACA
Molecule: messenger RNA, 1295 nt
Organism: Linum tenue
Lineage: Eukaryota; Viridiplantae; Streptophyta; Magnoliopsida; Malpighiales; Linaceae
Source: the annotation of a GenBank genome assembly